AUGGUCCACUCUGGAGCCCUGAACACGGAUCGUUCAAGUGUCGCUGGUGGCGGAGCAACGGCUGCGAGGAUUGCGAACGCGGCAGGUGUUCCUGUCGUGACCGCGAAUAGGAGAUCGCUCUGCGAUGACAACGCCACUGUCGCGUCUGACAGUAACGAGCAUGACAGCACGAAGAACAACCCCUCUACUAACGCGUCAGAGUCCGAUGGCGGCUCAAAUCAUACAUCAACGUCCACCGGCAGUGAUGCGGUUCGAAACCACAGGGACCAGGGGCAUACGUCGAAUGCGGCCGGAUCGGGAAAAGGCACAAGCGAACGAGUUGACGGCGAGGGAAAGGGGGAGCUGGUGGGGAACGACGCUAAUGCUGAGAAGAAUAAGGACACGUGUCAUGAGAGCAGUCGGCGUGACGGGCGCGAGGAGCGAAACGAGAAGGACAAAAGGAAGGAGAAUAACGAGAAGAGUGAUGGAGACGAGAGUGAAAAGAAGGAGACGAGAGGAAAGAGCGACAACGGGAACACACAUGAGCAGAGUCACCGUGAACGCGAGGAGGCCGGCAAUGUCGGAACGGCAGAAAAGGGAGGGAAUGGGGACGAGAUUAAAACCGCGGAACGUUCUCACGGCGGCGAUUCGUCGAGGGCGGGAGAAGAUCACACGAAGUGUAACGACUCUACCGAGGGGGAGUCGUCAACCAGCGGCAGCAGCGGAAGCGGGACUGAUGUUUCGCUUGCGGAUCGGCUGGGCGGCAGUGAGAAACUUCCGUCGUCGCUCGCUGCGUUACUAGCUGACGCGCUUAUACGACUGACUGCGACUGCUCAAAUCCAAAUCAACGGCCAAGGGCUGGACCUCGGACGCCGGGCCGGACGGCAAGGCUCGUCAUCAAACCCCAUUUCCAGGUCUGGGCAUCCGGCUCGGAGAAGCGACCAAGUCCUCGCGAAUCCGCUAAUGGCGGUGAAUCUGUACGUGUUCAACAAGCCGAUUGAAAUCUCGGCCGUCCAUUCGUUCGAGAACAAGGGCAGCGUAUCGCUGCAGACGCAGCUCGCUCUUACGACGGCGCUGGCGCGAGACAACGCCACGCAUCGUGUCGCAAGCAGCGCAGCACUGGGUGCUGCAAGUGAUCACCGAGAGCUUGCUGAGGCCCACGAGCUCUUGGGUGACCCGCCUAAGGUCCACGCUGGCAGCAGCCCAGUCCACGUCAGCAGGAGCAACCGGAGGAAGCUAGCGGUGGUGGCAGCGGUGGAUGAGGAGACGCGGAAGGGCAUGGAGGCAUGGAUGCAGGACGAGGUGAAACGCGCUGUGAGCCGUGGCUUGAAGCAGCUCCGGCAGAAGCUUCUGGAAGAUGUGGACAAGCGAGUGCGCAAGCUGCAGCAAGGGAGCCAUUGCGGAGGGAAGAAGAGAAGCGGCUUAAGAGGGAAAGGGGGCAGCAACUGCAAAAAAAGUUCCAAUAUGGGGAGUGGUGGCAGCAGCAGUAGCCAAUCAAAGGAGAGGAUGACUGGUGGGAAGCAUGGUGAUGAGAAGAGUCAUUACCAGGGUGAGCAUGGCGAGGGGGGUGGUGGAGAGGAGAAGCAUGGGAAAGUUGGGGAGGUGAAGGAGAUUGUGGGAGAGGUGAAGAAUCAUGGGCUUGUUGGUGGUGUGGGGGCUAUUGCUGAUGAUGAUGUGAGUGGCUGUACAGUAAUGUCAGCAUAG
Molecule: messenger RNA, 1683 nt
Organism: Closterium sp. Naga37s-1
Lineage: Eukaryota; Viridiplantae; Streptophyta; Zygnematophyceae; Desmidiales; Closteriaceae
Source: the annotation of a GenBank genome assembly